Molecule: messenger RNA, 1588 nt
Organism: Saccostrea cuccullata (small rock oyster)
Lineage: Eukaryota; Metazoa; Mollusca; Bivalvia; Ostreida; Ostreidae
Exons: 2
Coding region: 48-1259 (403 amino acids)
Molecular function (GO): zinc ion binding
Source: RefSeq, a predicted model, not a curated record
AAGAGAUUUAUUUACAAGAUCACAGGAAAGAUAUUUGAAUAACAAUAAUGGACCAAGUACCAGAUACAGCCCAGCACUACAUCGAGUGUGACACGGAAUCCUGUAGAAACUUCUCUGAAUUUUACUGCAAUACCUGUCAUCAGCGAAUCUGUGACAAUUGCAAACAGCCCCAUCUAGAGCAGGACAAUGGACAUGAGAUUGCCCUCUAUCACAAGAGAAAACGAAAACUUCCUUCAGAGAAAUGCAGGAUCCACCCCACAGAAGAUUUAGAUGUCUUCUGUGAUGAUUGUUAUGAUCCUAUCUGCUCUAUAUGCUUUGCCCAAAAUCACAGUGACCAUGAAUUCAGUGACCUUGAAACCAUCUACAAUGACUUUCUACAGCAAUGCCAGAGGGAAAUAAAUGAGAUCUGGAGAACAGUAAUUCCUGGGACUAGAGACAGUGUCAAUUCGAUUGGAGAAAAGAGGAAUAAUGUCGAAAAAGAAAUUGCCAAGUUUAGAGUUUCCAUGAAGAAGAGAGCAGAUGAACUGAAGGAGACUGUUGACAAUAUACUGACUGAUAAUAACAAAAAACUGGAUGAGAUCGAGAACUCUGUCCUAAAUGAUUUAGUGGCACAACAGAUAGAAACAGAGGACUACAUGAAGUACCUGGAAAAAUUGAUUUCAGACUAUGAGAGUAAAAUUUCAUGCAUAAAACACACUGAACUCAUGGACUUCUAUAUAGAAUUUUCAUUAGCUUCUCUGAAGAUGCCUAACAAAAAUAAACCUAAACUGCCAAUUUACACUCCCUGUAUAUUACAAAAAGGAGAAAUAGCCAAAUAUUUUGGUGAAAUUGAAGUAAAUUCAUUGGAAAGGUUUAAGCUUUCUUCUGUCACAAAAGUAAAUGACGUCACUAUCCAGGGAAAUAACAUUUACCAUUUGUCUCCCUUGCCCCCUAAUAAAUUUUGGACCGGUGAUGGCCUAGGGAAUCUCAUUCAGUAUGAUAUGGAAGGAAACAUCUUACAGAAAAUAUCAACCAUUACAUGGAAUACCAUAGGUAACCACACUGUCAUGUCAAAAGGAGAACUUCUUUACACAGAUAACAGCAAAAACACUGUAAACAGGGUAACUAGUGACACGUUCAUCAACAAACUUAUCCAGACAAGGAGCUGGGAACCUGGAGCCAUCUACUCCUCUCCUAUCAAUGGACACAUAUUAGUCGGGUCGGAGAAAAAUAGAGACAACAAAAUAACUAGAUACAACAGAGAAGGACGGAAGUUAUAGGACAUACAGUGGGAUGAUGAAGGACAAUCUCUUUACCAAAGUGUUAACUACAUCACUGAGAAUAUCAAUGGUGACAUCUGUACAUCUGACUCGGAAGCCUGUAAGGUAAUGGUGGUGACCGCAUCAGAAGAGUUCCGGUUUUCUUACGCUGGUCAUCAGUCUCAGUCUCAGACUGGAUUCCGGCCCAGUGGUUUAUGUACAGAUGUUCUGGGACACAUUUUAGUGUGUAAUAGCUAUCCUUUUCUUCAUGAGAAUUUCACUAGUGUCCACUUGCUUGACAUUAAUGGUCGGUUCCUGUCCUUCCUCCUCACAUCAAAACAAUGUCCUCC